Molecule: messenger RNA, 8104 nt
Organism: Porites lobata
Lineage: Eukaryota; Metazoa; Cnidaria; Anthozoa; Scleractinia; Poritidae
Source: the annotation of a GenBank genome assembly
GUUUAUUGCUAUGGAAAUGAUGGAACGUCGAAAAGUCGAAUGUACAUUUAUUAGCUUCUAAUUUUCUGGAUAUCCAAGGCCAUGGAGAGAACGAUGUUAAAGAGAGGAAAAAUGGUCAGAUGAGAUGUCGCUUUCCUCGGUGUUACCGGCUUUACCGGGUGUUUAUACCCAAAAGAACAACGCGAAACAAAGGUGAGUUUGAUGUUAAGCACUGGAUGUCAUGAAGUUAAGCAUGCAUGCUUUACGAUGUUUACUUUGGUGCUUUUUCUUGCAUCUUUAUGUGUUUGAUUUGCUAUUUUUCUUUGAUUUUUUGAUUUUGCAAUUUGGUUAACUUGCCGCUGAGUUUUACUUAUACGAUUGCAUCCUUGCUUGCUUAUUAACAACUGCACAUGAGAGGUGCCUUAAAUUUGUUUGUGCACAUUUCAGUUAGACUCUUGUUAACUUUGUCAGUGAUGGUUCAUCUUAUGAGCGUAUUUCUCUUUUUUGGUGGAUCCUAAAUGGUAUCAAGUUUUCCCUGUUUUAAACAGGGACAAUCAACGCCCAGAAGAAAAUAAGUAUUUUUAUCAGAUUGAAAACCAAGCAAUGGUCUUCAUGUAUGCUAGAAGGUCGACCUUCAUACAAUUAACUUUGUUUAAAUAAACAAUAUUUUAUAUUGCUCAGCACGUACUUUCAUAUUUGUUUGAAAUACAGCAGGUCAUUUCUUAAUUAAAUGGAUUGUCAACAUUCCCACCUGGAAACCCCCUGGGUUUUUAAAUUCCAGUUGUUAUGAAUUUUUGUGUGUGCCAUUUAUACACAUAAACCCACUUGUUAAUUAUUGUUGAUUAAUUUGAAAUAUUUGUUUCUUAAUUUAUCCCUAAAAAGCCACUAAAGAGAAUGAAUACUGAAUUAUUUCAUUCUUACAAUGUAAUUAAGAAUGUUGCCGAGUGAAAUGUGUAAUUUUUUUAGGCUUAUUGACACAACCAGCAAUGCUGCCAGCUCUACUCAUUCCAAGAAAAGUAAGAGUAAACAUCACAUUAGCGCUGAGAAGCAGAAAGCUGAAGCUGAAGCUAAGGCUGCUAAAGAACGAGAAGAGGUAAACACUUGCCUUUGCUAAGAAUGGUGUUAAGGGGGGAGGGGAUGGGGGGCAAUCCUAUAAUGAAGAGUUGGGGAUACUCAUCGAAAAUCUAAAAUCAAACCCCUAAAGGAGACUAAUCUGUGCUUGGGUCAGGCUUUAUUUGACCUCUAAAAGAGGCUAUACUCCAACAUUUUGUUACUCGCAACCUCGAGCAAUACCUUUAUGGGCAAAGAAAAUUAAUUUUUGAUCCUGAACACCGCAAAUAAUACCAAAACCUACAAUUUCUACCCCUAAGCAAGAUGGCUUAAAUCUGUACCACUUUCAUUCCUGUUCCCCUGGGGAUGGUGUUCAAUGAUGGGGCCAGGGGUGGUGGGGGGUACUUUGGGCGUGGCUCUGCAGGUACACUAUAUAUAUGUGAGAGGUCAAAAUUAGAUUCAGAUUAAAAUUUUUUAACCUAGGUUGAUUCUCAAUAUUUUCUUUGUCUCCUAGCCCUACUGUAAUUCAUGAAUAUUUAGGGAUAGGACAAACAGGAAGAGAAUCAACCUAGGUUAAAAAAUUUUAUCUGGAUUUAAAUUUGACCUCUAACAUAUACCAGUUGAAGGUUGACUUUGGAACUCCUUCCAUCUGCUUAAUAUCAAAAUAGGUAAGUGAAAACAAUUAACAUCUUGAAUUAACUGUAUGGCUGUUCUGUUCUAUAUUUUGCCUUUAGCAAUGCAUCCGUCUGUACGAAAUGUGGUCAAAACUCAAACAAGAUGAGAAGGAUGAACAUUAUCAAUAUCUGAAGGAAAGGGUCUCCAUUCAACAUGAGUUAAUCAGAAGACAAGACAUUCUGUUUAAAAAUCGCCAGGCAAAAAUAGAGCAAAAACGAUGGCAGGUAUGGUGAUCGAUAGCUUAUAGUAUUUUUACCUUAGUUCUAGUUUUUUGACGCCACAAACAAUUUUUUAAACAUGACCUGAAACAGUUUUUAUUAAACCAUUCCAACCUUAGCUAGUAUUUUUAAUCUUAAUAGUUCUAGUUUUAAACCUUAGUUGUAGUCUUAGUUUUUAGCCAUAUUUUAGUUAUAUUUUGAUGCAAUUUUGUCCUUUAUUUUAGAGGACCCUUCUGAAAACCACCUUUUGGUGAUUGGAUCAGGCCUCCUCUUAAAAUAUCCUUUAUUAUUUAUUAUUAUUUUAUUAAUAUUAUAUUAUUAAGAACCUUAAAAUAGCUUGAGGGCAAAGAAACCAAAACGCAUGAGGGAAUCUUUGGAGGAAUAAACAGUUUAGGACUGUAAACGAAAAAAAAUAGAAAGAAGCUUUAACUGCCACAGGAAAGAAGAGGACACCUCCCAUAUGAACUCAAAAAGUGACUGAUGGAGGCGUUCAACUGGUUUUCUCUUUCUCGAUUCUCUUUCCGCUAUUAAAUUGAGUCAAAUCCGUGGAACACUCAAAAAAGGUUCUGAUUUUUGUCAAAAAGUCAGCCACCUAGAGUCGUGGAAAGCAAUUUCACAUGGCACCAUGCUCAAGCUCACAGAACCAAAUCGCUAAGCCAUGUGGUAGUUGAGUUUGUCUUGUGGGAAUCUUUCAGUUCUUCCCUGGAGACAACCUGAGGCCGCAAUCUAAUUGGGUUUUUCUCCGGGUAUGUUUUAAAAUCGUUGAAUGAAAGACAAAAUUUCGUAAAAGUUUAUCCGUGGUUUUAUAUUAUUUUCCCCUCUAGGAAACCCGUUGAGGUCUAAAAAAGUCCAACACUUUCAAAUUCGGUUGUGUUUUUGGAUUGCAUUGUUAGAAAGAUCUGGAACACACUACUCAGUAAGUUGUUUUGUUUGCUAUAUAUCAACGAAGAACAGUGGUGUUUUGCGUCGUAAUAUUUAACUCCUUUUAAUAGGCACGGACAUGCAGGAAUAUACAAUUUCAACGAGUUCUUAUGAACUCUUUAGUGAUCCGUGGGUAAACAAAUUACAAUUACAAUUUACAAGACUUAAGGUUUACUGUACAUGUAGUAUGUGAUGACAUAAUGUCAUUAUUCACUCUGUUUUAUCUGCUUAAAGAAGGCUUAGACUGAUGUCAACAAUUUUUGUAUUUCUUACCACAUAAUACCAUAUUAUUAAUUAUUUAGUUGAUUUCUUAGGAUUAAAUUUUAUUAUGAAUAAUUUAUUAUAAACUUGGAAUCCUUUUAUUUGCACCAAUUUUCCUCUAAAAUGAAUUUUCAGUUUUAAGAAUCAAAAAAGUGUCAUUUUCAGAACUGUUAAAAAUAUUGUAUGCUUUGUUAGUUAUAAUAAUCUUUGGUGACUCAACUAUGUGCAAAAUGUUAGUAAAACAUUGUGACUGUCUGGAGUCUAGUUAAUAUUAUAUGCAUGGUUUCUUAGUAACUUGUUUUAUGGUAAGCAGGUCUAAACAAUCCCUUGUUUUUUAUGUAGUUGAAAGAAGCCAAACGCUUAUCAAGAAUGGCCAAAUCAAAGGAGUAUACAGACUUUGUUAAAGAUGUGUUAGGUAAGGGUAUAACCAAUUUUUUUUAAAAAAAUAGUGUUGUAGAAUUUAUGCAAAGCAGUCAAACUGUACCUCAUUGAAGCAAACUAGUUUUUAUUGUGUAUAAAAAAUAACAUGUACCAUCAAGGUGUCUCAACUUGCAGCCAAUGUAAUAUAGAAAAUAGUCAUGAAAAUUUUGUGAUCCACAUACUUGUAUGUAUAAAAAUAACAUUUAUACAUAUUUCCCAGGUUCUCAAAAUGCCAAAAUUUAAAAAUUAAGUUCUUUUGUUAUUUAUAUGGGAAGUCAUUGUAAAAUCGAAUGUAUAAUGUUCUUCAACCUCAGUCUUGCUGCAAUGUCAGUUUAUCUGGUUUGGAAAAUUCAUUAAUAUGAAAGCGUUUUUGUUGAGAAACAAGAGAAAAACUUUCAGCAGGCAUUAAGACUUAAAAUUAGUCUGUCAAAAUUGCAGGAAGCAAAAGCAAACACCUUUCAAGCUAAUUUAAAAUGUUAAAGGACCUGCUUGAAUAGUCUCAAUACGAAAUUAUAGUUAAAAACCAGUAAAAGGCGCCUCACAUUAUCAGUAAAUCCUUUUUCUUACCAAAACUGAUCUCUUUCACGUUCACAGCUAAAGAUAGGAAGGAAGCCCUCAGUUUAAAAUCACAUGUCCGUGUUAUUAGCAGUCAUGAACCUGGACACAUGACAAAGCUAUCAUCCGACCAACGUAACAGUUAUACGAGCUCCAAAACUCAAUCUCCAGCUCAACUGAGUCUAGGGAGCAGUCAUGGUACAGGAUAUGAGAGUGCGUUAUUGACAGAUAACUUUAAGGAACUGCUCCUUGAUCCGGUUGAUGUUCAGCUUAAGAAGUUACUAGGUUCUGAGGCCGAGGAUUUUUUGCACCCGACAUUCCGUGAAGGAGCUAAGAAGACACUUAAUCCAGUGGUGGUGAACAGAAAAUGUAUGUAACUCGUUUGCCGUUGAUCUUCUCAUGAGUGACCCAUGAUUUUUUCAGUAGAUUUCAAAAAGAAAGCAACGAAGACAGCUCGUGUCAUUUCAGGAUUUAAUCUACAGAAAUCAGAAGUUAGAACAAAAUGUAAUUCAUACUGCAGCUCGAUUAAUUAGUCAGACCACACGCUCAGGUUUAAUAAGUUAAAAUGGUGUAAGUUAAGGUUUCCGAUUGCAUGGUUAGGGAAGAAACACCCUGAAUCACCGCUCUUUCACUGUUCUGAUUCUUGUUAAACGUGUGCGUCUAAGUGUCUGCGGUAUUGCUGUAGAAGGUCCGCAUCAGCUUUACGUAAACCUUGCUUUAUCAAAUAAAAUAAUGAUGAUAACGACGGUGACAUUGAUGAUGAUGACGAUGACGAUGAUGAUAAUAGUAAUGAUGAUAAUGGAUCCUCACGUAUUUUCAUGUGUAUUCCACUUCUUUCUUUCAAGUAAGUGGCAUUGGAGCAAGAGAUUUGUGGGGUACUCUGAGGAACAACUCACAAAUUAAACUUCAAAAACAGGACAAUAUGAUACCCCCGGAUGUUAAGGUAAUGGUCUUAUCAUAUGGGAGGGGUGAUUGUGGUUAACACUGACCACAAUAAUGAUGAUGAUAAGGACCGAAUCGACAUUAAACGGGUUUUUGUAAAUUUGUAAAAUCACCACCGGUCUCGUUCAGAUUCCGUUGUAAAAGAACUACUGGCGAGCAAGAUUGAAAUAAUGAAAUGAUCAACGAAAGGUUUAAUUUUGUCAAAGGUUUUGAGUUCAAUUUGAACACCGUAUUUAGAUUUUUUUCUAGUUUUUUUUUAGGUUUUUGAGCUUAAUUUAAAAUGGUAGCGUUCCUAAUGCAGUUUUAAACAACUGUCCUCUAACAUGCUUGUUUCAUUCUUUUUUGUUCAGAAUUCUUAUAAAGCUUUCCUGCGAGAGUGUUUCCACAACAAUGUCCCAACAGCCCGGAGAAGCUUCUGUAAGGAGGAAGAUGAGGUAUGAGAUCAGAUAAAAAAGAGUAUUUUUUUUAUGAAUAUCCUGAGUUCUAUUUUACUAAACAUCAAACCUUAAAAUAGGCCUCUUGUACGGAACGGUCCGUCAUAAAACAAAAACACCUUCUUGGAUGCAAACGACGGGUAACCGGUCAUUUCGCCCCCGAUUUUCGAGUCAUUUAGCGCGCUUUAAAUGUAAUAUUCCUCGUUCUUUAAGCCAUAAACCAAAACAAGCACGCUUCAAAUAUAAUAUUUCCCUUUCUAAACAAGGAAGCUAAGUAACCGGGGAGAAAGACUUGGGGGAGAAAUGACCGGUAACCAAACGACGCAGUGGGGUAAGAGCAACAAAGAGAUUUCAUCAUUCAAAAGGCUAACAUCUUUCUUUUCAAGGUUCCACUACGUGGUUUGCGAUACAGCAAGAUGUUUUUGUACCAUGUGACCAUUUCGUGCAAAGUGCUCAUCCCAAAAUGUAACAGCCGUAAUUCAAGAUCUCGGCGUCACUUUGAAUUUUAGUCACUGAAGAAAACAUUAAUAUAAAUUUUCUGGAUUUUCGUCAGAGCUGCUACAUACGGGGAAUGGCUAAUUAGAGAACUUACCAUCAGAGACUUCAAAUUUUGAACGUCAAUUUCGGGAAGUCGUUACUGUCUUUGUUGCUUCUGGAACUCUACGGUUCUGUACAGUUCCUGAGAAAAACUGAGCACUUUCGUAGUCAAUAUUAAUUUUUCUGUGCUUUAUUGCGUCUUUCUUUAGAAAGAGAUGAUUGUCUCAUUCUAGAUCAGUAUACUCAAUACUAACGCUGUUGUUGUUGUAUAAGGUUCUUGAUGAAGACCGCGCCAGUGAAAGCCAGUUAAUUCAGGAUAUUAAGUUCACCCGCCAUCGUUUGGAACUCAUGUUUCGAGUUGCUCACAUGAACCGUGACAAGACAAAAUUACUGGUCAAAAGUAUUGAACCAAAGGAACCUUCUGAGGGGACCAUGAUCAGACCACCGAGGUACAAUCCACGGCAAAUAUUGGACAAGACAAAGGUGAGAGUUUUAAAUUUUUAAAAGGGAGAUACAACCAAUUUUUAAAUUAAAAGCUAACUAAUAUAAGAUAGUUCUAUACUCUUAGCAAUAGGCAGGACCACGGGAAAUUAUCAAUCAGUUGCUUUGAUAUAAAAAUUUAACCCACAGUCUCAAGAUCAAGAAGACAGAUCCUCUUGUACAGCAUGAUAAACAGUACCCCAGGAAACUGUUCUGUUUACGUAACUUUCAUUUUAAUGGUCACACUUUAUCCACGGACUCAACUAUGUUAGACUACCACCUUGUCCAGAAUGAUAAACAGUACCACGUGAAAGCGGGGCUAUUCAGUGGCUAUACAGUGUAUAACUUGAAUCGUUUUAGGGUUUUGUCAGAUACUUUGCUUAAAAAGUAGUUUUGUUUUCCUUUUUAGGCGCACCAUCUUGUACCAUUACCUGUUCUCGCAUUAACAGACACAGAAGGAGAUAGCCACUCCGUUCAAAUACCGCCCUCCCCUCGCGAGGCCAUCCUCCCACGUGAGAAAGAAGAAGACGUUAUCGUCGGAGGAGAGAAAAUCAAGUUUCUAACCGAAGAAAUGGCUACUUGUAAAGGAGAGUUCAGUAAACGCCAUAACGCCCCUGGAUGUUCUUCAGAAAUGGAACCUGUGAACACGGGGUUACCAAGAGGGAUCAAUAUAAGAGAAACUCUGUCAGCCCCUGCUAGUAGUAUGGGCGCAAGAGAAGAAAAGAAGACCCAAGGAAAGCAGUGGGAGCCACUUAGCCUAAGCGCACUCUUGGAGUAUAACGCUCCUGUUAACGCCCCCGGCAAUGGCGACUUUCUUUAUGGGCAAACAAAAACCUGGAAAAUACAAUGAUAGCAGGUUUUUCGCUUUUCUCGUCUUUAAUAAGGCUGGCAAGACAAUUGGAGGGGGAGAGGCGAAUAUUAAGGCAUCUUCUCGAGUUCCAUUGUAUCAUAGUAUUAUGAUUGUACAGGCUCGAUUUUGCCGCUUAGUCGGGUACGGUUUUUCAAGGAGAGGUAAACUCCAGGUUAUUCCCAAAGAGCGGCAAGAAUUCGAGCCUAUUCGUGUGUGGGUUGAAAGCACUGCGUGACUCCAACCCGAGCGGCUGCGAAGGAGCGUUGUGACAAGGUAACGUCGACCCAGGGGAGGAUUUGUGCCCAGCGGUUUUAGUGAAAAGAAGGGUUUGUGGGGGUUUCUCAUUCUCGCGGGCUCACAAAACCUCCUUUACGUCCAUCUUAUUUUGUAUUUACCGCGAAGGAGACUGUCCUCUCACAAGUCGUGACUGAGAUCACCUCGAGCAGCUUGUCAGAUGUGAUAAGCAUACCGUUGUGUGGUCACUUUGCUCGUGCACGAGACGCGUGUCUCCCUCUCGCGCGCCCGUUCUUUUUUUGCGCCCACUACUUCCAAGUGCCUGCUACGCAGCCUAAAGCAAAAUGAGUUACUUCGAGUCUAGUCGUUGUCUCGUAAUCUUGACGCACUGAAAAUCACUGUCUCAUUUCGAGUGGAACUCGGGAUGUGCUUACAGGGUAAAUCAGAGUCCGAUUCGCAGACACCUCAGAUAAUGUGUAAAUAUCAUCACUGUAAAUAAACGCUAACGAUAUUUUUAUUUAUGUUUUAAUAAAAAUAUACAGAAAAGA